UUUAGUUCUACUUGAAUCGUUUUCUCAGUCACAUAAUGAAGUUUCUGUUUGUUGCCUUGGUGCUUCAGCUAACGCUUUCCGAUGCUAUGCACAACUCGGAACCUGCUGAAAAUUUGCCAUAUUAUGCUUACGUUACUUUUGUUAACGCACAAAUGGAAUUUUAUGGCGGUGGUGCAUUAAUUUCAGGAAUUCAUGUUUUAACUUGCGGUGCAAAUGUUCAAGGUUUUACUAUGUGGAGAGUUAGUGUGGGAUCGAACAGAAGAAGUCAGCAUCAAAAUUUUAUAACGACCCAAGCUGUCGCACAUCCAAAUUAUGCUGAAGCUAACAAUGUUCGAAUGAACGACAUUGGAAUAAUAACUCUCUUGCAGCCAGUGGUAUUUUCAGCAUCAAUCUUUCCUAUUGCAUUAGGGCCAGUGUUUGGUGAUGAAGAACCGUCACCGAUGUUAAAUAUCCAAUCAUUAAUUAUGGGAUUUGCUGGUAAUUUAACUGCUGGUACGCAAGGAUUAGAGAACUUAACACAAGGUCAUGUGAGAACGACCGAUGUAGCAACAUGUGUGGCUUUGUAUCCAGCGUCAGAUUUAAUUCAACAUUUCUGUGCUGAAGAUCGAAGCGUGGGCAGCAAUUUUUGUCUUGGCGAUCAAGGAGGUCCAGUAACGACAAUGGCAAGAGGUCGUGAAAUUAUGGUCGGUAUUCAAUCGCUGCCUGGCUGUACAAUAAGACCGAGCUUAUACAUUAGAGUCAGUUCUUAUCGUGAAUGGAUCCGUAGUGAGACUGGAGUAUAGAAACUUGAAGUAUUCCUCUCAACCCCAGCGGAAUUAAUUAAUCGACAUUUCGUUAUCGACAAUAUUGGAAUGUUUCGGAUUUUUAAAAUAAAAAAUAUUUUGUAUAGAAAAGCGUGAUUUAUGAUAAGAAAAUAAAAUAGAUUGAAAU
Messenger RNA from Clunio marinus, 930 nucleotides. The record is from the annotation of a GenBank genome assembly. Lineage: Eukaryota; Metazoa; Arthropoda; Insecta; Diptera; Chironomidae.